GUUUCAGCAACGGACCCAGACUGCGGUAUCAACUCGAUGGUCAAUUACACCCUGGGCGAGGGCUCCUCAAAAACGAAUCAGUUCGAAGUGAAGUCCAUGACCGGAGAGAUAUGCAUCUCGAAACCCCUGGAUUACGAAAUGCGGAGCACUUACGAAUUUCCUGUCAUCGCCACCGACAGAGGUGGCCUGAGCACGACGGCGGUGGUGAAAAUCCAGCUGACGGACAUCAACGACAACGCGCCGAUCUUCCACCCGCGCGACUACAACGUCUCGAUCCGCGAGAACGCGCUGCUGUCGCCGUCGGGGGCGGCCAUCGCGGUGGUGGUGGCGACGGACAAGGACUCCGGCCCGGCCGGGAACAUCAGCUACCGGAUCGUGGCCGGGAACGAGGGCGGCCUCUUCCGCAUCGACGCCGCCUCCGGGGAGAUCUACCUCACGGCCCCGGCCCCCCACGGCACCCUCCACCGGCUCAACAUCUCCGCCACCGACGGGGGCGGCCUCGGCUCCGCCGAGAACGCCCGGGUCUUCGUCAACGUCCUCGGCUCCCACCAGGUCCUCCCCAUCUUCGAGCGCUCCCGCUACAACUUCAACGUCGCCGAAGACGCCCCCAGGAGCACCAUCGUCGGAGUCGUCAAGGCCACCACCUCGGAUGCUGCCGGCUCUUACAGUUCCAUGCACUACACCAUCUACUCGGGUGACCCGGACGGAUACUUCUCCAUCGAACCCAAUUCGGGCGCCAUCCGUACCGCUGCUUUCCUGGACCAUGAAGUCAGAGCCUCCGUCCUUCUCAACGUCCAAGCUGUUAGCGGAUCGCCCCCUGCAUUUGCGCACACUCAGGUGAACAUCGUGAUCGAGGACAAGAACGACAACACGCCGGAGUUCGACUCGGCGACGGUGCGGAUCUCGGUGCCGGAGAACGUGGGCGUGGGCUCGCCGCUGUACGCGGCGCACGCCAAGGACAAGGACUCGGGCAGCAACGGCCUGGUCCGCUACCGGCUUCUGUCGUCGGCGUCGGUGGACUCGCGGCUCUUCGCCAUCGACCCGACGACCGGGCACGUCACCCUCACCCGCGCCCUCGACUACGAGACCGCCCAGCGGCACACGCUCCUCAUCUCGGCCACGGACGCCGGCGACCCACCCCUCUCGGCCAACCUCACCGUCCUCCUCGAGGUCCAGGACGUCAACGACAACCCGCCCGUCUUCGAGAGGUCCGAGUACUCCGUCACGGUUCCCGAGUCUGCCGAACCCGAGUCACAGGUGGUGCAGGUGACGGCCGUGGACCUGGACACGGGCAACAACGCCCGGCUCACCUAUAAAUUGGUCAGGAGCGGCAGUGGUGACGACGAAGCCAGGACGGCCCAGGAGAUUUUUGGCGUCCAUGCCAACACCGGCUGGGUCUACCUCAAGAAACACCUCGACCGGGAAACAAGAGACAGGUACUUGCUGAAGGUAACGGCGACGGACAAUGGGACCCCGGCCUCAACGGCGGUGGCGAACAUGGUGGUGAGCGUCUCGGACACGAACGACAACGACCCGGUGUUCACCAAGGACGAGUACAAGUUCUCGAUCGAGGAGAACCGGGAUCGCGGAGCCCUCGUCGGCUCCGUCAAGGCCACCGACAGGGACCUCGACAACAACGCCGCCAUCCGCUACUCGCUCAUCCCCAGCAACUCCAGCUUCCUCAUCCACCCCUUCACAGGUGAAAUAUCGAGCCGAGACCCUCUGGACCGGGAGACGAAGUCGCUGCACGAGCUGGUGGUGGAGGCGCGGGACCAAGGGAGUCCCCCGCGGUCGGCCCGCGUCGCCGUCCAGAUCACGGUGACCGACGUCAACGACAACGCCCCCGACCUGGUCGACCCGCAGGAGGACGUCAUCAGCGUCCGCGAAGAGCAGCCGCCCGGCACCGAGGUCGUCAAGAUCAGGGCCGUCGACAGGGACGACGGCAACAACGCCACCAUCUCCUACGCCAUCCUCAAAAAUCGUGACUCUGAUGGUUUUAAUGUCUUCACAAUCGAUAGCCUUUCUGGAGUAGUACGUACUAAAACCGUUUUAGAUCAUGAAGAAAAAACCGUUUAUCGCCUGGCAGUUUCUGCAUCUGACAAUGGAACUCCUCCAAAACAAACGGUCAGACUACUUCGUGUGGAGGUUCUUGAUUUAGCCGAUAACCGACCAACCUUCACAAGCUCCAGUUUAUCUUUCAAGGUGCGAGAAGAUGCUCCGAUAGGUUUCAUUGUCGGCAACAUCGUAACUUCUGACACCUCAGGUCGCGCUGGAGGAGGACAUGUAAUGUAUACUCUCAGUUCGCUUUCUCCCUCAAACUCAGAAGAUAUUUUUGACAUGGAUCGGAGCUCUGGAUCACUGGUUGUAUCACGUCAAUUGGACCGUGAGAUUCACUCAGAAUAUCGGUUAGAAGUCCGAGCCCUGGACACAAGCACCAGCACAAAUCCUCAAAGCAGUGCUGUUACGGUGAGAGUAGAAAUUACUGAUGUAAAUGACAAUGCUCCUCACUGGGAUACAAACCCCAUUUCAAUUUCAAUCCCAGAAGAUGCACCUGUCGGUUUUGCUGUUUGGAACUUCACAGCAAGGGAUAGAGAUUUUGGAUCCAACAGCGACCUCCGUUAUGGAUUGGUUCAUCAAUAUCCGGAAACUGAGAGCAAGUUCUCUGUUGAUCCUCUCACUGGCACUUUGACAUUAAUCUCGUCAGUGGAUCAUGAAACUGUUUCUUCCUAUAUUUUGAUCGUGAAAGCUACAGAUCAAGCUUUGAAUAUGUCUGAGAGGUUGACAACAACGUUGACUGCAAAAAUCAUGAUCAAAGACACUAAUGACAAUGCACCUGUUUUCGUGUCACCCGUAUCGAAAACCGUCUAUGCUUCGGAUUUGGCUGAACCGAAGACCAUCAUCUUGAAAGCCAUCGCUGUGGAUAAAGAUUCUGAUAACAAUGGCCGUGUGUCUUACUCAAUUACUGGUGGCAAUGAUGAUGAAAUGUUUAUCAUUGACCGUGACACAGGUGUUGUCAGUUUGAGGAGGUCUUUCGAAAGCAACCGAAAGUCAGGAGGACGUUUCACGAUCAAUAUUACAGCCAGUGAUCAUGGGUCUCCUCACAAGCGCCACACCUCCAUCUCAGUGAAUAUCCUUUUGAAGCCUGUAUCUGAAGCUCCUCCGAAAUUUGUGUUGCCAACCUACCAAGCCAGUAUUCCAGAAGACAUGCCGACUGGACACACUGUGGUGAAAGUGGUUGCAAGAUAUUCAGCUCUCGGAGGAAAUGGCUCUGGAAACUUGACUUACGCAAUCCCACGGGGUGUAGCUGACGACAGAUUCUCAGUUGAUCCAGUCCAUGGAAAUGUCAUUUUACAAAACAGUCUCGAUCGAGAACUGAAGGACCAAUACGUUAUUCCUGUCUACGUAACAGACUCCUCCUCUCUCCAAUUUGACGUUGCCAGCAUCACAGUGAACGUUAUCGAUGUGAACGAUCAUGUUCCAUUUUUCAAGCCGGGUUCAUGCUACCCAUUGAGCCUGCCUGAGAAUAGUGACCUCUCUGUGAUACACACUGUUGUAGCAUAUGACUUGGACGCUGGGUCAAACGGUGACAUCACAUACAGUAUUUCUGGAGGUAAUAUCGGAAAUAAAUUCAACAUUGAUCCACACAGUGGAGAGCUAACCGCACGACCACUGGAUAGAGAAACAGUCGCCAAAUACAAUCUCAUUAUCACAGCUCAAGAUAAAGGAGCAACAUCUCUUCAUGGUUAUUGUAACAUCACUGUCUACGUCGAGGAUCAAAAUGACAAUGACCCAAAUUUUGUGCAGAAAUCUUACAAAGCGAGCAUUUCUGAAAAUACUCCGAUCGGUACAACUGUCCUUACAGUGAAAGCGUUGGACGCAGACAUUGGCUUGAAUUCCAAGUUAAUCUACUCUCUCACGAAUGAAAGUCACUGGUUGUUCAAGAUUGACAAUAAAACAGGAGCUAUCACAACCACCGGGCUCUUUGAUCGUGAGAAACAGAGUGUUCAUAGUUUCCAAGUGGUCGCUACAGACAGUGGACGUUACGAUGUGCGCUUAAGCAAGGUUCCAGUUACAAUCAUGAUCGAAGAUGUGAACGAUAACAGGCCAAAAUUUUCCCGCUAUCCCUUUUUUGUGGACAUACCUGCCUACACCCAACCAGGGCAUGAUUUCUUCAAAGUUACUGCAGAGGACAAAGAUGAAGGAACAAACGCAGAGAUUGUUUAUCGGUUCUCCAGUGAAUCAUCAAGCAACAAGUUCCAUAUCAACCCCAACACGGGCUCUAUCUCUGCCAUGUCUAGUCUUUCGAUCGAUGUGGGAAAACUGUAUCAUCUGGAGGUCAUAGCGACAGACAAAGGAAAUCCUCCGUUGAGUACCUCAGGCUUGGUUGAAAUCAGGAUUGGAGAAACACCAGAGGGCAUGCCAUCAAUCAGGUUCCAAAACACCUCUUAUCUUGCUCAUCUUCCAGAAAACUCUCCUGCUGGGAAGCAAGUCUGCCAGGUUUCAGCGUUCAGGAGCGACAGCAGACGGCAAAGAAUAGUUUAUAGUAUUGGCAAUGGCGAUGAAAACAGUAUUUUUGAUAUCGACUCCAACACCGGGCUCAUCAGGAUCAGCAACCCUGAUAUGUUGGAUUAUGAGCUAGAAUCCGAGUUACACUUGGUCAUCAUUGCCCAGGCAGACAAUAAUGGAGUUCCUCUUUACGGGUAUACGGAACUCACCAUCUUUGUUCUCGACCAAAACGACAAUGUUCCACGAUUCACUCAGGAUAACUACAUGGCCACUGUUUGGGAAGGCAACAACAAGGGCACUUUUGUCAUUCAGGUUUCUGCAACGGACAUGGAUGCUGGCAGCAAUUCUCGUUUGACCUACCACAUUGUUGAUGGAAAUCACGAUAAUGCCUUUGUCAUCGAGCCCUCAUUGUCAGGCAUGGUCAAGACCAAUAUUGUGCUUGACAGGGAGAUCCGUGAUUUUUACAGGCUUACAAUCAUUGCAACCGACGAAGGAAUGCCGCAGUUGACAGGCACAGCAACGAUUCAAAUCAGCAUUGUUGAUGCCAAUGAUAAUUUGCCCACAUUCCCACCUCACAGUGUGAUCACUGUCAGAGAAGGAAUGGAGGUUGGCAGUGUUCUUACUGCUGUCACUGCAAAUGAUGUUGACACAAAUCCAUCACUCACCUAUGCAUUCACCGAAGAUACCGACCCAGAGGCUGCCUCAAUAUUCAGCAUUGACCGUUUCAGUGGCAGGGUUGCCCUUAGCAAAAGCCUAGACUUCGAAACUCAGAGAGAAUAUCGUUUGGGAAUCAAGGCCUCCGACACGGCUCACUUAGCGCAAACGGUGCUCACCAUUCAUGUCAGCGAUGACAAUGACCAUGCUCCCAAGUUUUUGCAACCAUUCUACCAGGCCACUUUGUCAGAGGGCACUCCAUAUGGAACUAUUGCCACCGUUUUUGCCACUGAUGAAGAUUCCGGUCAAAAUGCCAUCAUCCGAUAUAGUUUUGUCAAUCCAACAGUCGGAUUUUACAUUGACGAUAGUACAGGAUCCAUCUCUGCCAACCGUAGUCUUGUCAGCGCCAGUCACAUGCAAGCGGGUGUGGUUGAUCUGAUAGUGUCAGCUACAGAUGGAGGUAAUCCAGCCAGGUCGAACACUGUUCCCGUCAGAAUCUACAUUGCAAGCAGUAGUCAUGGGUCUGCAUCUAAAUUCAUACAGGACGAAUUUAGGGUUUCAAUUCGUGAAAAGUCAUCUAGAGGCACAACAAUUUUGAAAAUGAUACCUGGAGGUGUUGUUGAUGAGUUUGCUCAGUUUAAUAUCAUUUCAGGAAAUGAUGAUAAUGUCUUCCAAAUUUUAAGCCCCACUGGAGAGUUGGUUUUGGUGAAGGAUGUUGACCGUGAAGUGCGAGAUAUCUAUUCUCUACAAGUGACAUCUCAGCGCAAUUCAUCAUCUGCUCUUGUUCACAUAAGUAUCGAAGAUUCAAACGAUAAUGCUCCACAGUUUCUCAGCCUUCCUCCUAGUGUUACAGUGAGUGAGGGAGCACCAAUAGGACAUUCCAUCAUCCAAAUAUCUGCAACAGACGCAGAUCUCCCACCCAAUUCGGACAUUCGCUUUGAUAUCACCUCUGGCAAUGAUCAGGAUUUGUUCAGUUUAGAUCCAAAUACAGGUAUUCUGACGGUGAAAAACUACCUCGACUAUGAUGGUGGUAUUUCAGAGCAUAAUUUGGUCAUCAGAGCAUCUGAUAGUGCAAAACCUCCAAAUGACAUUUUCCUAUCAACGAUUACAUCACUGAAAAUUCUCCUUGAGGAUGAAAACGAUAACUCACCUAAGUUCCCUGUCACUGAAUACUUGGAAUUUGUUGGAGAAAAUGAGCCAAUUGGUUCUGCUGUGUUUAUGGCUCGUGCAACAGAUGCGGAUAGAGGAAUUUAUGGUAAACUAAAUUACUCUAUCCUCACUGCAGCAGCUUCAGGAUUUGCCGACUAUGAUGAUUCCUGGAAGUUAUUCAAAGUUGACUCAAUGACAGGCUUGGUUACAACGAACUUUGUAUUUGAUUAUGAGACUCGUAGUCGUUAUGCAUUCACGUUGCACUGUAGUGAUUCUGGUGGCCGUGCCACUAAAGUACGAAUUCGGGUCGAAAUCGAAAGCAGAGAUGAGUUCCAUCCACAAUUCACGGAGCGCACCUUCAAGUUUGUUCUUACCGGUUUCUAUCUACCUGUUGGAUAUAUAAUCGGUCAUGUCACAGCCACCGAUAGGGACAAGGGACCAGAUGGAAGAGUCGUGUAUCAGCUAACAACGCAACACUCUUAUUUCAAAAUUAAUCGUACAACUGGCGCAAUGAUGAUAAAGAAGAAACUAGACUCAGGCCUGGAAAUCAGUCAAGAUAUUAGUUUAGUCGUUACAGCCAGCUCUGGGAGACAGGGAUCUUUGACGAACACUAGCAUUGUUGAAAUUAGUUUUGAUCCUACUGCAAGUCACGGUACUAACUUGGCCAGUAGCUCAAACAGCAAUACAGUCUCAGUUUCAUCCAGUAGUGUUGCAGACUGGGCCAUGGGCCUACUUAUCGCAUUGAUACUAUUGAUCUUAGCCUUCGGUGCUUUAUUCCUGUUUCUACACGUGCGUAAUCGUCGGCACAAGAAGAUUAACAAGCCAGGUUUGAACAGUGGACAAAGCACGGAUAAUUUUGUAGAUGCCAGUAGUUUUGACACGAUUCCAAUUCGCAAUAGUGGGGUUGCAGGACCUGCCAGCCAAUUUGGACCCCCGAAAUACGAUGAUAUCCCAACAUAUCGGAAUAAUAAUAGCAGUUCAAAUUCGGGAGCAGCAACAACUUCUGAGCUCUCAGGCUCGGAACAGUCAGGGUCGAGUGGCAGAGGCUCUGCUGAAGAUGGUGAAGAUGUUGAGGAUGAAGAAAUCCGAAUGAUCAAUGAAGGUCAUCGACCUUUGAAGGAAGAGGAUGCAAUAUCCCAAGUGUCAGUACAAAACACGCAAGAGUAUCUGGCUAGACUGGGAAUUGUUGAACAUAGAUCUGCUACAGGGAGUGGGACUGGGCGGCACACGUAUGCUGAGCCUGACCUCUCAACAUUACUGUAUCCAAAGUUGGGCAGUGAUAGAGGAAGCACGACUGAUGAGGUAGAUCGGAGUAGCGCCUCAAACGGAAGUCGGGGGGCCAACGUCUUAUUCUCAGAAGUGCCAUCAGGCAAUCAGCCAUCAAUGACUGGUUCUCUGAGCAGUAUAGUUCAUAGUGAGGAAGAGUUAACCGGUAGUUAUAAUUGGGAUUACCUCCUAGACUGGGGUCCGCAGUAUCAGCCUUUAGCUCACGUCUUCUCCGAAAUAGCACGGUUAAAAGACGAUACUGCUUCAAUCAAAAGUGGUGCUAGUGGGACAUCAAGUGGGAAGAAAAGUUGUCCACCUAUCAAAACACUACCUCCUCCUCUCUUGACAAAUGUAGCUCCUAGGUCAAUAGCAGCUCCAAUUCUUUCAAGUCGGACACCACACUUGUUCCCCCAAAUACCUCGGUCGCCAAUUAGUCACGACCCUGCCAAUUUUUCAUCAGCGGCCAUGUCGCCCUCAUUUUCACCCUCUUUAUCUCCGUUAGCCACAAGGUCACCAUCAAUAUCGCCUCUUCACCCUCCAUCGCAUCAUAGGCAAACCACUGAGACGGAACUAAGGAUUUAGUAGUAGCUAGUGCAAUUCUAAUUUAUUCUAGUUUAUUCAACAAAUUGUCAAUACAAACCUUUUUCAACGUUUUGUCUGGGUCCUUGCUCUCCCCAUCUUCAUUGUGAUAUAGUUAUGGAAUCAAAUUUUUAAUUUUCAAAAUGUGUUUAAUGUUAACCUAGUGAUAAUUAGGGUGUACAGUUAAUUCUAUUCUUUUUUCAAUUACCAAAAAUGAGAUUUAGUUAGGCGUGUACCUAAGUGUAAUUACUUCUGUAUAGAAUUUAUGUCAUCUGAUUUUUUAUCGUUUUCCAAUAAGUCUUGCCCUCAAUUGUGCCAAUGAAAUUAAUCAUCAUUAAUGGCAACAAUGUGCUGAAGAUGGACAUUCAGACAUAAUCUCUAAUUCUAGAUAUCUCACCCUGCCAAAGUAGUUAAACCCAAGUAGGAUUGAUUUAUGUUGUAACUGCCAUAAAUUAUUUUCCUCAUUUGUGAUCUGCAAUUUAUGUAUCAUUGAAAAUUUAUCCUCUGUAGUGCUCAAUGAGACUCCAGCAGAUUCUUGUGGGAGACAACAAAUUAAGGAUUCUUCUUGAAAAAAUGUCCUCCUAAUCGAUUUUAUCCAUUGACUGAGAAAAUAAUUCCUAAGGAAAAUCAAUGUCUGAAGAGACAAACAAAAAAUGUGCCAAAAUAUACAUAUUACAUUUAACCUAUAAAAUGACAUUUUUAAUAUGAGACUAUAAAUAUCAUCGUUGUAUCUUUAGCCUUGUUUUUUUAUGAAUGUUAAGUAUGAGUAUAGUCCAUAUAUGCGCCAAAUUUUUUCUCAUUUAUGAGGUAUGCUUGAUUUUUGUGAAAUAUUUGGAGCCCCGUCUUGAACAUCUGCUUCAGCUUUGAUUAGAAAAUUUCUUACAUUGGUUGAGGGCUGAAACUCUGUUGAUGUAUGAUUGUACUUUGCUUGUAAAUGAACAAAUUACAAACCUGUAAGUGUACAAAUUGUAAUUUAUCCUUGUUAUGUGUGCUCUAAAACGGAGACUGAUGAAAAAUAUAGGUGUGUAAAGAGCCUGUGGCUCUGAGAUAGGCCAUUUUAAAAUGCAAAUAUGAUCAAAAAGUUGAUCGCUAAUUUCAAUUUGAAAGGAGAAGUAUCUUAAAAGGAUUGCACUUUUGCUCAAUUUUUUAAAUAAUGCAAUCUGUUAGUCAGUAAAUUAAGUUUGCUCUUUACGUAUGUAUUCACUUUACCAAAAAACUGAAUUUCAAGAAGUGAAACAUUUCUGAUGUUUAAAAAUAGUGACACAUUGAUUGAACAAUGCUGAUUUUAUGUAUCAGAGACAUAGGUAACCUUAGAAUUUACAUUCUCUCGGAUAAUUAUGUUGGUAAAGCUAUUUUUGUAUUUACUAGAAAUUUUUUAAAAAAUUAACAAUUUUUUUUCUUUGAUUUGCAAUGCAAAUGAAAGGUGUUUAAUGUUACUUAUUUUCUUUAAUAUUUCUCUAAGGAAAUACUCAAUCUGAAAAAAAUGUUCUCUUUACUUUCUCCUUUUUUAAAAGAUAAAAUCAUACAUCAUAAAAUUUUCUAUCGGCCUAUCCCUAUUCUCAUACAUAAUGAUGACAGUAGGAGAGUUACUUAUAAUUUUUAUCUCCGUCACUCAGUAUUAUGCUUUUUGUUCUCUGAUUACUUAAUAAUUUAUUAAUUCUGAUUGUAUGUAAUUCUAUAUAUUGUACAAAUAAGACAAAUCAUGUUUGUGAAUUUGCUGUAAAUGUGUAUGUAAAUUUUGUAUAAUGUACAAACAUGUAUCAUUGUAAUUAUAUCACUAGGAUUACAAGUUCAGAACAAUAUAAAAUCAAAACCAGUCCUCUCAAACAGUUAUAUUCAUACUGUUUUUGAUAUAUAAAGAAAAUA
This is a messenger RNA of Bemisia tabaci, 10020 nucleotides long. The record is from RefSeq and is a predicted model, not a curated record. NCBI's taxonomy places the organism in Eukaryota, Metazoa, Arthropoda, Insecta, Hemiptera, Aleyrodidae.